This is a messenger RNA of Monopterus albus (swamp eel), 6133 nucleotides long. Its product is annotated as semaphorin-6D-like. Gene Ontology annotation, molecular function: semaphorin receptor binding; chemorepellent activity. The transcript is spliced from 21 exons. NCBI's taxonomy places the organism in Eukaryota, Metazoa, Chordata, Actinopteri, Synbranchiformes, Synbranchidae. The coding region runs from base 131 to 3439 and encodes 1102 amino acids. Gene Ontology annotation, biological process: positive regulation of cell migration; neural crest cell migration; axon guidance. The record is from RefSeq and is a predicted model, not a curated record. Gene Ontology annotation, cellular component: plasma membrane.
UGUUUCCUGUCUGAGUCGGCCUCAACCACGCCUUUCCCCAAAGACCUGGAGCCAAUCAGCAUGGUCAGCUCAGAGCGCUUUAUUGGCGUGUGCUCAGCUGCUGUGGUCCUGUGACACUACAUCAGGUUUGAUGGUGGAAGAAGAGUCCUGUCAGUAUCCAAGUUUUCAAGGUUUGCUUCAGGACAACGACACGCUGCGUCUGGGUCUGGACUUUCAGAGGAUGUUGCGCAUCAACCACAUGUUGUACAUUGCUGCCAGGGAUCACGUGUUUGCAGUGAACCUGUCGACUGCUUCAGAGGAGUUUGUCCCUCAGCUGAAGCUGACAUGGAAGUCCAGAGAUGUCAGCAAGUGUACGGUCAGAGGGAAGAACAGCGAUGAGUGUUACAACUAUGUUAAAGUCCUGGUUCCCAGAAACGAUGAGACCCUUUUUGCCUGCGGAACCAACGCUUUCAACCCCACCUGCCGAAACUACAAGAUGACUUCUCUGGAGCAGGUCGGAGAGGAGGUGGUGGGCCAGGCUCGCUGUCCUUUUGAAUCCAGUCAGUCCAACGUCGGCCUGUUUGCUGGUGGAGAUUUCUACUCGGCUACCAUGACUGACUUCCUGGCCAGCGAUGCCGUCAUCUACAGAAGUCUGGGAGAAGGCCGACCCGUCCUCAGGACCGUCAAGUAUGACUCCAAGUGGCUCAGAGAGCCUCACUUCCUGCACGCCAUUGACUACGGCAACUACGUCUACUUCUUCCUCAGUGAGAUUGCAGUGGAGUACACCACCCUGGGCAAGGUGGUGUUUUCCAGGGUCGCCCGUGUGUGUAAGAAUGAUAACGGGGGAUCUCCCAGGGUUCUGGAGAGAUACUGGACCUCUUUCCUCAAGGCCCGACUGAACUGCUCCGUUUCUGGAGACUCCUUCUUCUACUUCGAUGUCCUUCAGUCUCUCACCAACGUGCUGCAGAUCAACCAGAGACCUGCUGUGGUGGGAGUCUUCACUACCCAGGCCAACAGUAUCCCCGGCUCUGCGGUCUGUGCCUUCUACAUGGACGACAUAGAGAAAGUGUUUAAUGGGAAGUUCAAGGAGCAGCGGACCGGUGACUCAUCCUGGACUCCGGUACCUGACGAGCAGGUUCCCAGACCGAGGCCUGGUAUGUGUGCAGGUGACGGUCCUGCUGCAGACUUCAAGUCGUCGGUUCAAUUUCCAGAUGAGAUGCUGACCUUCAUCAAGUCGUAUCCUCUGAUGGACGAAGCUGUUCCCUCAGUCAACGACCGGCCCUGUUUCACCAGGACCUCCAGCAGGUCCAAACUGACCCAGAUUGUGGUGGACGUUUCGGCUGGUCCCUACAAAGACCGGACGGUGAUGUUCCUGGGCUCAGAUGAUGGACGGGUCCUGAAAGUUUUGGCCAGCACACAUCCCAACGACAGCUUUGGAUCAAAACUGCUGGAGGACAUAGAUGUUUACAACCCCUCCAAGUGUAAUGUCCAGGGUCAGGAGGACAAGACGGUUCUCGGGCUGGAGCUGGAUAAGGACCAUCAUGCUCUGUUCGUAGCCUUCACCGGCUGUGUCAUCAGAGUGCCGCUCAGCCGCUGCACCCAGCACGGAGCCUGUAGAAAAUCCUGCCUGGCGUCUCGUGACCCAUACUGCAUCUGGCUGCGGACCGGGAGUUGUGCCAACAUGGCGCCAGGCUUCAAGGCGGGGUUCGAGCAGGACAUCGAGGGCGAUCACUCACUCCACUCAGACAGCUGCCACGCCGACGUGUUGGCAACGACGCGGAAUCAGGAGUCUGCAGCGGACUCCGCCUAUGGUGUCCGUCGUCUUCCAGAGAUGGACCAGCGUGCCAAUGCUAACGUUCACUACACCCUGCUCAUCGCCUGCGUGCUGGUGGCCUUCUUUCUGGGCGCCAUCUUGUCCGGCUUCCUGGUGUCAUGUUACUGCAGCCACAGCGCCGCUCACCGGGCAAGGAGGCUAGGCAAAGACCCCGAGGCAUCGCUGCCCCACGCCCUGUCGCUGCGGUCCCUCGCCAAGCUCAACGGUCUGCUGGACGGACAGCCCAAGGAGGACAAACUGGACGUGUCCACUCCGAAGAUGUACAGCUCCUUUAUGCCCAACGGUCGUUCAGAGCCUCACCUCCACACGCCCAGACACCAGGCCCUGCCCCUGGGAGACCCCGAGCUCAGCCUCUCACAGUCUCUGUCUCAGGGUGAUGGAGAGCUGUCUGGCUUGCCCACACCAGACUCCACCCCGGAGCUCCCCAUCAAGAACAUGAAGGCCCUGCGGCAUCACCAGUAUGAGAAGAACCAGAACUGCAACAACGCCAAGGACAAUGCCAAUGCCAAGCCUGGCCCCAGCUGCUCUGGGUCCAGUCUGGGCUUCAUGGCAGUUGUUGGGAACUCGGUGACCCAGCAGGCCUUUCCCUUGUCUCAUCACCAUGGCAACAGUUUGAGCAAUGGAGCGGCACACGGAGCGGGCGCUUCUUCGACUUCACUGCAGCUCCCUGAGGAGAGGGAGAUCUCACAUGAUGAGCGUGCAGCAGCAGCAGGUGGAGGAGCUGGAGGUGGGGCAGUCCCACAUCACCACCACUCCCAGCAGUCUCUCCCCCAGACGGUAGUGGACGUGUCGGCACUGGAUGAGCUGCUGAAACACAUCCAUGAGGUCAGCGCGUCGGGCACCGGAGGCAUCAAGGUCCUCACCUCCACCUCCUCGUCCUCCCUGUUCUCUAGGCCAUCCACUUCUGGAGGCCAUCAUCACCACCACCAUCACAGUCACCAUAGCCAGACGCGCACCCAUCACUACAACCACAGUGAUCACCAUAGAGACCACAGCAGCGGCAGCGGUCACCAUCUCCAGAUCCCCGAAACAGAAUCGGCUCCGUACUACAGCACCUCAACACUGCCCAGGGAUGGGCUCCCCAAACGCCUGGACGCACCUCCUCCACACUCCUCCUCAUCCUCCUCUUCUUCAUCUUCAUCCUCCAACAACCCCACCUCCUCCACCUCUGUCCCUUCCUCCUCCUCUUCCUCAUCCUCCACUCCACUCCAGCAGCAGGUGAUUCCAGAGAGACCUGGAGUAAGCGGCAUCCCGGUGACACGCCACCACUCCCAGCGCCACUCUCUCAUCAAGAUGGGCAGUGGGGGCGGCGCUGUGCCGCGCCACCACAGCUUCAAUCAACGGGGAGCACAGCACUCGCACUUUCUGGCCAGGAUGAACACCAACAGCAGCAGCAAUGGGCCCCCAAGCAUGAACGUGAACCCCAGCGCCAGUGGAGAGAGCCAGCAGCUGUCGAUCGCCAGCGCUUGCCUGACGCGGCAGCACAGUUACAGUGAAGGGCCAAACGUGCAGCAAACAGUAAAUGUCCGGAGAACGGCGUCACUCAAACCCCAGGUCCCACCAAAACCGCUGUUCCUGCCUAAUACAGCAACAUCAUCAGUAGCAGAGGCAGGAAAAUACAACUAGAGAAACGGGAGGGGGAGGAGGCGCCACCCCAACGUGACUGCUACAGCCCUGCCUGAGGGAAGCACUCCGAACUGCCUGCAGGGCUUGUGAGAAAUGCCAAAAUGAGAGCAGUGACAGGACUGAAAGACACAAAAGAGACUGGAGAGCUUUCUGUCCCCAUCUCUCGUCAUUACAACCCUUCAGUUGUGGUUCUUUUCCUGCUGCUGAGUCACAGUCGCUCACUGUAGCUGCUUCGCUCACAGCACUGCCCUGAACAGACACACUGAGGAUCGACCGAUUUUUCUUUUCACGGUCGGUGCUGCUUGUGGCGACUAUCCCCUCACGAGUCUGACAAACAUUCCAUAAGGCGAGGGAUGCUAACCAACCCAAAGGGGUCCCCACGGCUUGAGGUGGCCUGAAAAAGUCUCUGUGAAUGCAGAUUUCUUAUGAGCACUUUCAUCUAAUGUCCUUGUUGUUGCAGCCUGGCACAGGGCCUGGAUUUCAUUUUCAAAACUUCACAAAAGCAGGGAUUGGGCUGCUGCAGAGCUGAUGGGAGCUGAAACUGGGACUGUUGGGCAAUCAACCAAUGGAAUUUCCCUCCACAGGGGAAAUCAAACAAAAAUCACAUUAGGUCAAAAAUGCCCAGAUGGUAAUUCCUCCCUCUGCUUUGGAGAAAACUGGAGGGAGGGUUCACUCUCCUUUUCCAUGAAAAAAAUGAGCCCUGAGGAGGAGACCAAACUGCAGUGAGACGGGAUGUUUUUACACAACACGUUGUGCUUCAUGAGCUGUGGGAUCAGAUCUAAACAGUGAAACCCAGCAGCCACAGAGCUUUCUCUCUCUGGGCCCUGACAGUGCACACAAACCAGAUAAAUGUUCUUUUUGGUACCACGCUGGUAUCUGGAAAACAAGCUAAGCGUUAAUGGAGCGCAGCAGGUGAUCAGGGGAAGCAUUCUGAUAAAUUAUUCCCCCAAAUUACCAAUUCAUGCUCUCAAUACACUUAAUACUCAUUCAAUCUAGUAAUUUGUGUUAAAAUGACUUAAUUGAUUCUCUUGAAUUAAUAAUUGCCCUCAAAUGACUUAAUUUGCCCCCUGCUUUCUGUCGUUAUCUGUGAAACACUCAGAAAUCCAGGAGCUGAAUUCUGAUGAACUGGGUGACAUCUGCAGGAGCUAGAAAGAUGAUUUAUCAGAACCAUUUCCCCAUCACUUGCUGAGAGGCUGUAGCAGUACGACAGGUGACCCUGUCAAAACAGAGGAGGCAGUGGAUGCAGUGAAAACACGUUGGUUCACUUAACUUAAAGGAAGGCACCUGGCAUCAGUGCAGUGGUCCCCCCCCAUUCAUUUCCACUGUUUUUACUGGACUCUUUACCUAGGGAAACAGUUUCAUUAACUGUAACUUUACACUGCUUUUUCAAAUGCAUCAAAAGGAUUGUUGUAGUUUGGCUUUACAGCACCAGUGUGUUAGCAUGCUAGCACUUGCUAACUGGCACUAAACUACAACUGUGAAUGAUGGGAAUGUUUUUAAUUUCACAAGUAUUCAGUAAACCAGAUGCCCAUAAAGUGAAUUAUUGUACCGACUGUCACGGCAACUCAGGGGCUGAGUUAAUGCUGUAACAAUUAGCCGAUUAAAUGAUGGGCUUUUUUGCAGCUACUUUGGUAAUCGAUUAUUAAAUGGAGUCAUUUAUAAAGCUAAACACUACGCAUUUGUUUCCAUUCAGUCAAUUUAAUGGUUUUCUGUGUUGUAUUUUGUUUGACCAGUAUGACCAGUUACAAAGGCAGGUUAUUCUGGACUGUAUAUUUACCAUUAAACUGAUUGUUUACACCUGCUACUCCAGUGUUAGUAAUUUGGUAAAGUCUAGUAACAGACACUGGUGGGCAGGCGAAACAAGUCCCUGUGACGGGACAUUGUGGUUUAAAACCGCUGGGGAACCACUGCUCCUGUCUAGCCGUGCAGAGAUCUCUGGUUUUAUCUGCCCUGGGUUUGAUGUGAACACACGUUAGUUUGACUGGCUACAAACACCACAUUUCCAAAGAUCUACAGCAGUUGUAGCUCCCCAGCACACAGUCCCAGCUGCUCAGAUAGUAAUAAAAACUGCUGACAUGAUGAUUAUUGUGUACAAAUAAAGCCAGAGUUAUCUGCACAGACAGAUUCCACUAGGGAAGAGUAACAGUAGCUCCUGUUUAUUUCUGAGGUAACUUGGGUGAGCGUUUGGCUUUCGAGCCACUUUGCUGACCACAGUGUGUGGGAAAGGUCUAAUGGUCUCCAACUGUGAAGGGAACAUGCUGCUUCCUGUUUUACUUUUACCUCCCAGUGUUUGUCAGUGGUCAAGAUCACUUUUAUUCUGUGGCUGUUUCUUCUGUUUGGACAGGCGAACCAAACUAACAGGCAACAUUUUGAGGCAAGGGAGAUGAGCAAUACUGCCAGCAACAGCAAUAAAAGUUGGAGACUUUUUGGGAAGUAAUCCAUGUAAAUAAUAUAAGCUGCUUGGAAGCAUAGAAACAGCUGAGAAGCGUUGACUGUCCAUGUUGCCUCAACAUGUGCCAGUUUGGUGAAGUCUGAAACUGCCUGGAUAAUGAAUGUGAUCAUUUGAGAUUUGCAAAAGUUUUGAUUGCCAAAAUUUAAAAAACUGUAGUGAAGCUUGAGCCUGAAGAUGUUAUGUACACACACUGUCACGUCUCUCCUGCUGCCAGGGCUUAUCAAUAAAGAAUCAUAAUGGUA